AUGGGGUUUGGCAGGGGGAUAUGGGUACCACAGUGGGCUUUCCUGUUAGCAGUUUGCUGUAUCCAUCAGAUAGGAGCCCUGACUGAAAUCCAACAGGAAACAGGAAUCAGAUACACUGAGGGUGUUCAGCAGAAUCAAAACACUUCUGGUACAGUUUCAUCUAAGGUGAACAUCAUCCACCCAAUGCUGACAAAUCCAAUAGUAACACCUUCCAAUCCUGCUCACAAUGGCCGUGUAUGCAGCACAUGGGGCAACUUCCACUUCAAGACAUUUGAUGGAGAUAUAUUUUCCUUCCCUGGGCGCUGUAAUUAUGUUUUUUCAUCCCAUUGCAAUGCUCCUUAUGAAGAUUUCAACAUCCAGAUUAGGCGCAUAUUGGUGAAAAAUGUUCCAAUAAUCAACCGUAUCAUCAUGAAAAUUGAAGGUAUAAUUGCUGAACUAACAAAGGAUGUUGUCCUUAUCAACAGCAACAGAGUUCAACUUCCAUACAGCCAAUCUGGAAUUACAAUAGAGAAAAGCAGCAUUUAUGUGAAAAUUGCCGGCAAGAUGGGUGUUAUGUUAAUGUGGAAUGAACAUGACAGUGUUCUGCUGGAGUUGAAUGAGAAAUAUGUCAAUCAGACCUGUGGACUUUGUGGGGACUUCAAUGGCAUUCCGAUGUUCAAUGAGUUCUAUUCAAACAAUAUUAAGAUGACACCCUUGCAGUUUGGGAACAUGCAGAAAAUGGAUGGGCCAACAGAACAGUGUGAAGAUGCCAUUUCUACUCUGCCAGAUAAUUGCACUCAAAAUUUUGAUGACAUCUGCCAGAAAACAUUGACCAGCUCUGCAUUUGCAGAGUGUAAUGACCUAGUUGAUGUUACAGAGUACAUUAUGACUUGCCAAGCUGACUUGUGCCGCUCUGAAGAGGCUGAAAAUGCCUCAUGUAUCUGUGACACCUUUGCUGAAUACUCCCGGCAGUGUGCUCAUGCUGGUGGGCAUCCUCUGAACUGGAGAACCUCAAAACUGUGCCCCAAGAAGUGUCCUUACAACAUGCAGUACCAGGAGUGCAGCUCUCCCUGUGCUGACACAUGUUCCAAUCCUGAACGAUCCCAGUUUUGUGAAGAACACUGUACAGAUGGAUGUUUCUGCCCCCCAGGGACUGUAUUUGAUGACAUCAACAAUUCUGGCUGCAUUCCCCAUCAGCAGUGCUCCUGUGUUUACAACGGCAACACCUACACUACAGGAGCUUCUUUUUCAGAGCAGUGCCAUUCCUGUACUUGUAACGGAGGCCGGUGGAUUUGCCAAGACAUGUCGUGCCCAGGAACAUGUUCAGUAGAGGGAGGUUCUCACAUUUCCACAUAUGAUAAAAAACAUUAUGAUCACCAUGGAGAUUGCACCUACGUCCUUUCUAAGGACUGUAAAGAUGAAACAUUCACCAUCCUGGUGGAACUGCGCAAAUGUGGCCUGACAGACACGGAGACAUGCUUAAACACAGUGACCCUCAACAUGAAUAAAGGACAAACUGUCAUCGAGGUCAAACGUGAUGGUGGUGUGUUUGUGAAUUCGAUCUACACCCAGCUGCCCAUCUCAGCAGCUAAUGUCACCAUGUUCAGACCUUCAUCAUUCUUCAUCAUCAUGCAGACGAACUUUGGCGUCCAACUUGAAAUCCAAAUCAUACCCAUCAUGCAAGUGUUUGUGCGACUGGACCCUACUUUCAAAAACCAGACCUGUGGUCUCUGUGGAAAUUUCAAUAAUAUCCAAACUGACGACUUCAAGGUCAUAAGUGGAAUAAUUGAAGCAACAGCAACAGCAUUUGCUAACACAUGGAAAACGCAGGCUUCGUGCCCUAAUAUCCAGCACAGUUUUGAGAACCCUUGUGCACUCAGCAUUGAUAAUGAAAAAUACGCUCAGCAUUGGUGUGGACUACUAACUGCCAGCAGAGGACCUUUUGCUGCGUGUCAUUAUGCAGUGAAUCCUUCUGUUUACCACACGAACUGCAUGUUUGACACAUGUAACUGUGAAAAUAGUGAGGACUGUCUGUGUGCAGCCCUGUCUUCUUAUGUGAGAGCUUGUGCUGCGAAAGGAAUCCAGCUGCGUGGAUGGAGGACUGAUGUCUGCUCAAAAUACACCACCUUAUGCCCCAAGUCCCUAAGCUACAGCUAUACCAUCGAUUCCUGCCAACCCACCUGCCGGUCCCUGAGUGAGCCUGAUGUCACAUGCAACAUUAAGUUUGUCCCAGUGGAUGGCUGUACCUGUGUAAAUGGAACCUACAUGGAUGAAAGUGGCAAAUGUGUGCCUGCUAGUGAAUGCCCCUGCUACUACAGAGGAUCUCCCGUAUCAUCUGGAGAAGUUGUCCAUGAAAAUGGGCUUGUAUGCACUUGCAUCCAGGGAAGACUGCAUUGCAUUGGAAAACCCAAUCCACCUCCAGCCUGUGAAUCUCCCAUGGUCUACUUCAACUGUAGAAACAUCACUGCAGGGACAAUUGGAGCAGAAUGUCAAAAAAGUUGCCAGACUCUGGAUAUGCAGUGUUAUAGCACACAAUGUGUGUCUGGCUGCGUGUGCCCAGCUGGGCUUGUGUUAGAUGGGAAAGGUGGUUGUAUUCCGGAAGAGGAAUGUCCAUGUAUUCACAAUGAAGCCAUGUAUCAGCCUGGGGAAAAGAUCAGCGUUGACUGUAACACCUGUGUCUGCAAGAAUAGGAAGUGGGAAUGCACCGAAGAUCAGUGUCUGGGCACUUGUGCUGUCUAUGGAGAUGGGCAUUAUAACACCUUUGAUGACAAAACAUUCAACUUCAAUGGAAACUGUGAAUACACACUAGUCCAGGACCACUGUGGGAAGAAUGGCAUAGCCAAUGGGACCUUCAGGGUUAUCACUGAAAAUAUUCCCUGUGGCAACACUGGGACAACUUGCUCAAAAUCUAUCAAAGUUUUCUUAGAGAGCUAUGAAUUGAUACUUGGUGAGGAGCACGUCAGUGUUGUAAAGAGAGGAGAAAAUGAUGAGGUGCCAUACACAGUCCGUUAUAUGGGUAUGUACUUGGUCAUUGAGACCACAAGCGGACUGAUCCUCAUGUGGGACAAGAAAACCAGCAUCUUCAUCAAGCUCAGUCCUGAUUUUAAGGGCCAGAUCUGUGGCCUCUGUGGAAAUUACGAUGGCAACGGCAUCAAUGACUUUACUACAAGGAGUCAGUCUAUGGUAGAGAAUGUCCUAGAGUUUGGAAACAGCUGGAAAAUAUCCUCUACAUGUCCUGAUGCUCACAGCAUAAAGGACCCAUGUUCUACCAACCCUUAUCGAAAGUCCUGGUCGGAGAAGCAGUGUAGCAUCAUCAACAGCAAUGUCUUUGCUGCCUGUCACUCUCAGGUUGAGCCAGCAAAAUAUUACCAGGCAUGUGUGACAGAUGCUUGUGCCUGCGACACUGGAGGAGACUGUGAAUGCUUUUGUACAGCAGUAGCUGCCUAUGCUCAAGCAUGUAGUGAAGUGGGCGUCUGCGUCGCCUGGAGAACCCCAUCAAUCUGUCCUCUGUUCUGCGAUUACUACAAUCAACAAGGGGAAUGUGAAUGGCAUUAUAAGCCUUGUGGAGCCUCCUGUAUGAAGACCUGUAGGAACCCAAGUGGAAAAUGCCUCCAUAACCUGCCAGGUUUAGAAGGCUGCUACCCUAACUGCCCACCAGACAAGCCAUAUUUUCAUGAGGAUGAGAUGAAGUGUGUUAGUCUCUGUGACUGUUAUGAUAAUGAAGAUGGGAAGAUAUAUAAACGGGAUGAAUGUAAUGUAUGUGAAUGCACGUCAGAAGGUUUACAGUGCAAGUUUGAUGAGAAAGAAUUUACAACUGCAACACCAGUGACAACUGUAUGUGUGAAGAAAGUAUGCACGUGGUCAGACUGGUAUGAUUCCACACAGCCUGAAAACAAAGACGAGAGUUCAGGAGAUUAUGAAACAUUAGAAAAUCUCAAGGAUGAAGGAUACAGUGUGUGUAAAAACCCAGACGCUGUUCAGUGCAGAGCCAAAGAUUACCCAGAUAUAGAAAUAAACCAUCUUAACCAGACG
Messenger RNA from Antrostomus carolinensis (chuck-will's-widow), 4011 nucleotides. Its product is annotated as mucin-5B. Gene Ontology annotation, molecular function: protein binding. The record is from RefSeq and is a predicted model, not a curated record. The transcript has 30 exons. The annotation marks the transcript as partial. Gene Ontology annotation, cellular component: extracellular matrix. Lineage: Eukaryota; Metazoa; Chordata; Aves; Caprimulgiformes; Caprimulgidae.